Messenger RNA from Rattus norvegicus (Norway rat), 3310 nucleotides. It is a transcript of the gene Gng4, whose product is annotated as G protein subunit gamma 4. Lineage: Eukaryota; Metazoa; Chordata; Mammalia; Rodentia; Muridae. The coding region runs from base 450 to 677 and encodes 75 amino acids. Gene Ontology annotation, molecular function: G-protein beta-subunit binding. The record is from RefSeq and is marked validated. Gene Ontology annotation, cellular component: plasma membrane; heterotrimeric G-protein complex. Gene Ontology annotation, biological process: G protein-coupled receptor signaling pathway. The transcript has 4 exons.
GAGACCUGCUGCGGAGUGGGUGCGAGGGAGUGGGUGCGGUCAGCGUGGCGCAGCGGCAAGGGUUGGGAGUCACCGCCUUGCACCCCGUGGGCCCGCUGCGCAGACCCGGAGCCCCGCUUGCGGGUGGCUUUGCUGUGGCUUGGGCUCCGCGCUGCUUCCCCCUUUCUCCCCAGACGCGCAGGUCCUCUGUGGCCCGGGACCCCGCGAGUGGUGACACGGGGCGCGCUUUCACAGAGCCCGGGGCUCGCGAUGCCGCUUGGCCUGGCCGCCCCCGUCGAGCGCCACGCCGGGGACCCAGCCCACGUCUGAGCGGCACCGGCUGCGCGCCGGCUGCGGGGGCUCCACAGCAGGACCCUGAGUCAGCCUCUCUUCUAACUGCCAAAUUCUGCUGCUGCAGUGUCCCCUGCCUGGACCUGUCCCUGUACCACCUCUCAGCAGGGAGCGCAGGAAUGAAGGAAGGCAUGUCUAAUAACAGCACCACCAGCAUCUCCCAGGCCAGGAAAGCUGUAGAGCAGCUGAAGAUGGAAGCCUGCAUGGACAGGGUGAAGGUCUCCCAGGCUGCCUCGGACCUCCUGGCCUACUGUGAAGCCCACGUGCGGGAGGAUCCUCUCAUCAUCCCUGUGCCUGCCUCAGAAAACCCCUUCCGGGAGAAGAAGUUCUUCUGCACCAUUCUUUAACACCCAUGGCCAUGAAGCAGGCCCUGUCCUGCCAUAAAAGUUUGAGUAGAGACCAUGCAUGCUCCCAUGUAGAGGCAUGCCUCCCACAACACCCCGUCUCUGCCCAACCAGUCAUGAUCUGGGCUCAUCUCCUUUCAUCAUAUUUCCUUCUUAACAUUGUUUCCUCUUCCUUUUUUGUUUCACUUUUCUUAUCUCCAUAGAGAAAACAGACACUUUUAUACCCAAAUAACAAAUGUGCCAUACAAAAGUGUAGAUUUAAAGGUCUGCAAUUUUUAAACAUUCCCAGCCAUAAAUAUAACCAGUUAAUAAAUUUUAGUGGGUAAUUCAUUGAAGUCAAAACCAUGCACAAGUGUCUCCCAUGCACAGUAAUUCAGUAGCAGAUGAGAGCAUGUCAGUCAGACACAUGUGAUGGUGGGGUCUUUCUCCUCUGGCAUCUCUAUCAUAGAAGCCUUCAGGGCCCAUGUGGCUAGGUCCUGUAAAUGACUAAUAUCUCUACCUGUUUAUCACUGAGCAUUCCAAAGCUGAUGCGUCUGAGAAUACAUUUGUAGUGUAGACACUGAAGCAGCCUUGACUGUAGAUACUCACCAGACAGCCCCACUGGGCCAUCUUCUCAAUCCAAAUGCCCCGCCCUCCUUGCUUGCUCCCUACUUGGUGUUUCUGGUAAGGCAAGGAGUCUGACAACAUGAACGUGUUGUUGAACUGUAGUCUGGCACAGUUAUCCCUGAAAAUGAUGUCACCAGGCCACUCACUGAUCUGAGAAGUUAUGGGCAUCAACAUAUUUAACCUGGCAAUAAAUACUCCAAGUAUAGGUCUGUUUUUAGAGAGGGAAUAUCCCAGGCAUAGAGAAAUGACAUUUGCUGAAAGCUGUAGACAGAAAGUAGGCACACCAAGUCUUCACAUGUGGGUAGUCCAUCCUUAAAGCCCUCACUGAAGCCCUGAACUGUGGCCACCUGUUGCAAGUGUGCAGAUUCACAAACAGUCCUAACUACACGUUAGGAAUGAAACAAACACAUGUUCACACUAACUGGAUGUACACCCCUCUCCCACCUUCUCAAGAGAAGAGUCCCAAGCCUAGAUUAUGGCAGUCUGUGAUAGAUGAUAUAUAGGUGCCCCAAGACCAGAUAGCAGUAAGCCUUGAGAUUUUCCAAGACAAGGUUGUUGUCCUUAUCUAAGGCACCCCCAUACUCUCCUGAUGGAGGCAGUAACCACAGUUGCUGAGGGCUCGGUGAGGACAUUUGUUGUGUAGAUAUUUGGAAACUGCUUCUCCUAUGUUCUCCUCUGGAUCUCAAAGAGGCUUGCUGUGUGCUGCUGACAAGCCAUUGUGUGCCAAGCUGUUCAAACCAGCAAAUUGCAGCCAGUUAAUUACCCCUCUUGCUCUUCUGCCAGGGAAGAAAGCAAAUAAAGCUCUGAUUAUCCUUGAAAGCCAAUAUGUGCUGGAUGAUAACCUGUAAUGUUGUGGAGAGUGUAUGACCUCAUAGACAUCACGGUUCUGAGAUGAGUGUAAAAUGGCCUCCGAGUGACUCUCAUUUUUAGAUUGGUUUGUGCCUUGCUACCUUCUCUUGCAGCUUUUGUGCAAACUGUCCUUAGUUUCACUACUGGACAUUAGAGGAGAGGCAAAUCCUCUGGUUUUGUUGGGCUGUAACAAGAUCUCUUUAUUCUGUGGCUCAUGUUGGCAUUAUUAAUCCAUAGAGUAGAACAUAGUCCCCAAAAGCCAAGGAAGUGUGGCAACACCUGCAGUGCAAAAUCAGGUCAAGAGAACAGUGUGCUUUAAUAGCCUACCCGACUGUCUCUGCUUUCCUGCCUCCAUUUCCAACCAUCUUUCUUACAUUCUCCUGUGGAUGGCGUGUCCACCAGUAACUGUCCUGGGAUGAUUCCCCCUCUGCCCCGCCACUCUGCUCCUUAGACCCAUUAGGCUUUCUGACCCCCAACAUCUUUCUACUUAUUCCUAGAUUUUUGUUAAUUCUUGGAGUCUUGUGAUCAACACUGUAAACUCAUUAUUCCACAAAAUAUCCUCAUUUGGAUGUAAAUAUUUCGUGAGAAGACAACUCCACCCCUGAGUAUGUACUCAACAGAAAUGUGUACAUAUUGUCAGAAGAAAUGUACUAGAAUGUCCACAGAAGUAUUGUUCACUGUAACCCUAACCAGAAGGAGCCCCUUAUGCCCAUGUUGAAGGGAUAAGCAGAUAAGAGUCAUUAAUGAAGCAGUGGAUUCUCAGCUUCACCCACAGCUUGGUUCGAAUCUUGCUGUCCUGAGGGACUGAGAGCAGGGACGUCCAAGCUACAGAUCCAUUUCCAUACAGAACAGGCCUGGCAGGCCAACCCAUGCUGAUUGAAUGAGGGGCAGUAGCUGUUCUCAAAGGAGCAACAGAGAUGGAACACAAAAGACUUCUGGGGGCUGGGGAUUUAGCUCAGUGGUAGAGCGCUUGCCUAGGAAGCGCAAGGCCCUGGGUUCGGUCCCCAGCUCCGAAAAAAAAAAAAAAUGAAGUGAAGACUUCUGGAAUCUUCUGUCUCUGGAUCUAACUGUGAGUCACACUGAGAUGUUUAGUUUGUGGAAGUUCUCCAACUGUCCAUUUUUGGGUGCUUUUCUGUAUGUGUGUUAUACUUCAAUAAAACACUGGACUUUGUGACUACCAA